GAUCGCGAUGCAUAAUCCUCGUGCAGUCGAUUGGAUUAUUGAUAUUUUUCUUUGUCCUUUUGACUAAUUCAUUUACCAGCUAGUCUGAAAUGUACUUGCUCGAAACGUUUUGAAAUGCAUUGAGUUAUAUAUUUACAAAAUGGAGCAACCGUUUCGAACGAGCGUUCGAAAAGUCUCGAGGCCCGCCAAAAAUUCUACUUGGUCCGUUGCUUCUCAUUAGUUGAUAGUUCAAAAAUGCGUUCGAAAAAGUCGUUGCAUUUGACGAUGAACAAAUUCGCCAGCCAAUCGCCGAGCUCGAGCACAGUUCGUGUGCACAGUAUCGUUGAACCCUUCGGACGAGCAGUGUUCGUUCGGCCCUAGUCCACGUAACAGUCGUGCACGGCUUUUUCGAGUUUUAUCACCUCGCGCGUUUGUUUAUUUAUCGUUGAGAAAAUGCAGUCGACCUUCACCAUUACGUCAACGCCAUUAUUUUCCAACGAGGAGAAGCGACGCGUCCUGCUGUACGCGUUGAAGCACAAGUUGCAGGAUGCGGACGACGAGGGCGGUGCGGAGGACAAGUGGAUGAGCCUCGGCGACGAGAUGAAGCGCGACUGGAUGGAGAUUCGCGACGCCUAUCGACACUGGAAGAUCGAGGACUCGCUGGAGGUCAACGAUACGUUCGAUUUCGGUACUGUAUUGACGGACAAUGAGCCGAGAAAUCUCAACGAGGGCGAGCUGUGCGAGCAGACUUAUCAAAUUAUGGAGGAAUGGCAGAUCGAAAAUGGAAUUCUCGAGUGUCACGAUGAGCUGUUACUCAUGUUACCGGAAAACCAAAUCGACUCGUACGUGCCCGUUACGAACGGCGGCGAGUCGUCAAAAAGCGUGGAAAAUUCGAAAAAACGGCCACUGAAAUACGAAGACUUCAAUCAAGAGUACUUAGAUAUCUUAUCUAAUCAAUCGCUCGAGGAGCUCGAGCUGAAAAGGAAGGAGAGCGAAAAUAAAAUUCUUUAUUAUCAAGAGCUGUUGAAGUGCGGCAAAGAGGAGCACGCGGAGAAAAUGCGAAUUUUAAAGGCCAAACGAUACCUGCUCCUGCAAAAGGUUCAAGACAUCGACACGGCAAUCAGUCAAAAAAAUUUGAAAAGAAGAUACAAAAGUGGCCCUAUCUAAUGUUAACAACGAGUGAUUAUAAAUUUGUCGUUAGGUGAUUUUAAGAAAUUAAUGCGACUCGAUCCAAUGAAUUAAAUGACCAGCUGUAAAUUUCGAUUCUCGAGACGAAUAUAAUUUUAAUGUAGCAACGAAAGUGUUCAAUAAAUUUUAACUUUUCAUAAUAACAUUCGUAUACAAAUAAUCUCUUUUUAAUGUUACUGUGCAAAUGG
Molecule: messenger RNA, 1355 nt
Organism: Trichogramma pretiosum
Lineage: Eukaryota; Metazoa; Arthropoda; Insecta; Hymenoptera; Trichogrammatidae
Exons: 3
Coding region: 433-1146 (237 amino acids)
Source: RefSeq, a predicted model, not a curated record